CCCCCUCCCUCAGCACCUAAGAAAAAAAAAGAAGACGACCACACCACGCUCACUUUCUAGCACCGUUCAUCGCUCGCCCCGCUGCUGCGUUGCUCCAAUUAUUCUUCCAUUGCUUCGUGCUCCGUGCCAUUCUGCGCCAUUCUGCGCCUUGCGGUCUUUGACUCGGAGACCUUUCAGCCCUUCUCAGCCCUUCGUUGUACACGAGCUCCCGAUUCGCCCCUGUUGCAAGCAGGAACCCAGAACCCCCCCUUGGCACCAAGCAUCUGUCAUCGCACGGCAAAGGGAGAAACGCUCCAUUCUCUGUAACCCGUUCCUUUUGGAUUGUCUGCCGUUAGCCAGCGCCGGUGACGAGGACCGCGUCUGACCCGCAAACCCGCUCCGAUCGUUUUCCACUUGCCUGGCAUCCAGCACCCGCCCAAACCAAAGCGAACCAACUCUUUGAGACGACUCGAGCAAAAGAUUCGCCCGCAUGUGCAGAGAGUGCCCUCUAUAGCCGCACUCGGCCACCUGAACAGCACGAGGACAGCUCCGUCCUCGAAGACUCGCCAGGUCUCGUCAGCCCCUCCGCGUCCUUCGUCCGACGCACCGAGCGAGAUCGGACGACACCACUCGCUUCUCCGGAAGCGCACCGCUCGCAAGAUGCCUAAAGCAAACAGCCUGUCCAUCGAUGUUCCUGGCGUUGCAUCGCUGCAGCACUCAGAUGCGGGUGCCAGAUCUGGCCUAGCCAGCCCACGGACGCCGCACACGCCCCGUUCUCCGUCCACCAACAACAAUGGCACCACCGAAAACAGUACUGCUCAGUACGGCGAGGGCUAUGAAAACCACGCUCACUCGCCGAUAAACGCCCUGCCCCGUCCGCCCUCUCCACGCUCGCCCAAGUCCGCCUCCAAGGCUGCGAAGCUGUUCGGCAACAAGCUGGCGUCAAAGUCGGCCACCAAACUGAACAAGUCGAGCAACAACCACGCGGACCUGUCACCGCAACAGCCACCAAUUGGAAACAAGGGCUCGGGCAAUAAUACAUCGCAGGUGCACCUGGGUUCGAGCAAUUCGAACGUCGCUGCGACGAGCACGAACCAGUCCUCUACCGACGUUUCAGUUUCACAUCCCCAUUCGGGCCAAUCAAGCCCUGACGCUGUUGAAUUCAGUCCUGAUCAGCACUCGUCCUCCACGACCGCGAACAACAACGCCAACACCGACGCAACAGGCUCCCAGUCAGCGAAGCAGAACGAGAAAGGGGGUGCCAAGAGCAAGGCCCAGCACAAGUUCGGCAGCUUCCUGAGCCGCAAGACGUCGUUGCGCGGGGACGAUCAACUGCCUCCACCACCGCCUACCGCGCCGCUAACCCACAGCACCACCCUCACACCUACCUCCGCGACGUCGCCCGGCCGGGAGAAACCGAAGCUGGGACCUAUCAAAGCACCCACGCAGCCGAUCGAUGUGCCCCUGCGCACGGCGCCUGUAGAGAAGGAGCGUGGUUUCCGAACAGCCAUGAGCUCCGCCCUGCGAAACCGGUCCCUGGACCGCGCCGACGACGACCGCACCGCGGGCUCGUCUCAACAACCACACCACACCCACAAACCCUCGUUGCUCGGGCCCGGCGGUCUUCAGGGCGCUAGCAGCACGAAUCAUAAGGACCUGCAUGGAUCCGUCAUGUCGAAUCUGAGAUCCGGUAGCACGAAAGCGGCAGAGGGAAUCAACAAGGCGCGGAAAGGCCUUUUUGGCAACUUGAGGUUGAACCGCAGUGGGAGUAGCCAUGAGAGGGAGCCCAUCCGGAACGAGCCGUAUGAAUUGAAGGUGCUGGUGCUGCCACUGGAGGAGCAGGCGAGGAUUACAAGAAUAGCGAAGAGGUUGCAUUACUGCAAAGAUAAAACGGAGUUCUGGUUGCCGGCGUUUCCCUAUCGAUGCAUAGACUACCUUUCCGACAGGGGCACGUAUAGCGAGGGUCUUUACCGUGUGCCUGGCAGCGAGCUGGAGAUCAAGCAUUAUAUGGCUCGUUUCGACAAAGAGUACGACAUCGAUCUCUUCGAACAGAAAGACCUGCACGAUGUCAACGUCGUGGCGACCAUGCUCAAACGAUGGCUAUCUAACCUGCCACCGGUCUUUCCGCAAGACGUGCAGUCCGACAUCAUUCGCACCUGCUCCGAAUCGCAUCCGGCUGUGCAGGGCGGCUCGACCCCGGACUACAUGAAGCAAAAACUGUCUGAAUUGCCUCCAUGGAACUACUAUCUCUUGUUCGCCAUCACUGGCCACAUCUCCUUCUUGCACAAUCACAGGGACCAGAACAAAAUGACGUACGAGAACCUGUUCCGAUGCUUCGCCACGCGUGCGCUUCAGGUUGAGCCGUACAUCUUCUGGUGGCUCGUGUGGGACUGGAGGAACUGCUGGCUCGGUUGCGCGAGGGAGGACGAGUACAAGGCGAAGGAAUACACAAUCUUGGACCAGAUGGCCGAGGAAGAGCGCGAGAGAAACGCGCAGCAACAAGCAGCCGCUGAGGCGAGGGCGCCGCCACAGUCGAAGAAGGAGAAGGACGAACGCCAGCCGGAGCAGAGCGCAAAGCAGAGGAAGGCGAGCAAGCAUUCUGUCAGCGCAAUCUCCAAGCAGACCGUGCUGAGCACGAAGGAGGCUACGAUCAAGCAGGUCAAGAGCGAGCAUCGACCGCGGACGGCACACGCACACUCUCCAUCCACCGCUUCUCAUGCGCGCUCGCGAUCACGUGAGAAGAAGAGUGCUUUGACCGACCGUCAGCAACGUGAGCAGGAGCGUGAGCAAAGGGAGAAGGAUCGUGCGCUCAGCAGCAGCGACUCAAGCAAGCCUUCGAUCGCGGAACAGAGUCCCGCCUAUCGAAGCGGCAGUCCGGGUAACGGCGUUAGCGAGGAGCGAGAUGAGCAGCGGGAGACGACGAACGGAAAUGACGGGCCAAUCAAGACCCAGGACAUAGGACUGCCCAUGCUGAGCCCGCUGAAGCCCCUCAGUCCGUUGGGCUUGCACUAGGAUGUUCGUAUGUCCAAGAGCGAGGGACUUAUUUUUCGACGUAGAAAGCAUUUGGUCCGGCAAAAAGGUAUUUGGUGCGUAAAAAGGCAAUAUGCAUGCGGUCCAACAUUCACGGUUUGUGGCUAUGCACAAACAAAACGCACACGCAUACACAUAAACACACACCCUCAUGCAUGCAUACAUCACAAGAGCCCACAUCCCUCGGCAUAUGUUUACACUGCAGAGCUCUGAGAGCCCCCCCCCCCCC
Verruconis gallopava is the source of this 3238-nucleotide messenger RNA. RefSeq lists its product as uncharacterized. Gene Ontology annotation, cellular component: cytoplasm. Lineage: Eukaryota; Fungi; Ascomycota; Dothideomycetes; Venturiales; Sympoventuriaceae. Bases 640 to 2991 code for a protein of 783 amino acids. The transcript is spliced from 6 exons. The record is from RefSeq and is a predicted model, not a curated record. Gene Ontology annotation, biological process: regulation of GTPase activity; signal transduction.